This is a messenger RNA of Xiphophorus maculatus (southern platyfish), 2164 nucleotides long. RefSeq names its product GTPase IMAP family member 4-like. Gene Ontology annotation, molecular function: GTP binding. The record is from RefSeq and is a predicted model, not a curated record. Bases 53 to 1021 code for a protein of 322 amino acids. The transcript has 2 exons. Lineage: Eukaryota; Metazoa; Chordata; Actinopteri; Cyprinodontiformes; Poeciliidae.
AUCAGCAGCCACACAUCAUCCCAGAUCAACUGCCUGCAAGAGGACAAUAGCAAUGACCAGCCAUCGUUCAGUUGGUGAAAAGAAGCCAGACCUCAGGAUUGUUCUUGUUGGGAAAACUGGAGUCGGCAAAAGUGCAACAGGAAACACAAUUUUAGGGAGGAAAGCUUUUGAGUCUAAACUCUCUUUUUCCUCUGUGACAUCAGAAUGUAACAAGAAAACUAAUGUUGUUGAUGGCUCCAAUCUGGAUGUUAUUGAUACUCCAGGUCUGUUUGGUAAAGAUAAUGAAGAGGUUGUGAAAGAGAUCGCUAAAUGCAUCAGCAUGGCAGCUCCUGGUCCUCAUGUCUUCCUGAUUGUUCUCCAACUGACCAGAUUCACAGAAGAAGAAAAAAAAACAGUGGAAAUAAUCCAGACAAUGUUUGGAAAAGAAGCAGCCAAAUACACCAUGAUCCUGUUUACACAGGGAGACGAGCUGAAACAGGCAAACACUAACAUAGAAAACAUGUUACAAAAACACCAACCUCUAAAAAGCUUAAUCAAUCAGUGCUCCAUCUUGCAGACAUUUGAAGAUAAAUAUCAUGUUUUAGACAACAAAGUUGAGGAUCCUGGUCAAGUCAAUGAACUGCUAAAAAAGAUCAAAAGACUAGUUCAGCGAAAUGGAGAAGAUGGAGGAAGUUUCUACUCCCAUGAAAUGUUCAGAGAGGCACAAAGAGCCAAGGAAGAAGAAGAGAAACGACUUCUCAGAGAAAAUCCAGAUAUUAACCCUCAAGAUGCGAAAAGACAGGCAGAGAAUGACAACUCAUUUAUUCGUGCUGUUAUGAAGGGAGCUGCUAGAGCUGCUACUGGAGCUGCUGCUGGAGCUGCUACUGGAGCUGCUACUGGACUUCUAUUGAAUACUGCUGCUGCUGGAGCUCUUAUUGGGGGUAGGAAGGGAGGAGCAGUAGGAGCUGCUGUUGGAGGAUUGAUGGGAGCAGUGGUUGGAGCGGCACUAGCAGUGAAAGAGAAGGCCUGCAUUAUACAGUGAUGAAGUGUCUGAAUUUUUAACUGCAUCUUGUUAAACCCUGAUUUCAUAAUUAACAUAACAUGUUCAGUUGUGUUUUGGGCAACAUUAACAGGCUGAAUAUUAGAGCAUAAAUGUGUGAAGAUCUGAAGAUGACUUGCAGGGUACAGAUGCUUUUAGCAAUCAUUAACAGUAGAAACAAAUACUGUUAAUUUAACAACAUGUUAUAUUGAUAAUUUGUUUUUAUUUUAGGCAUUCUCAAUUUUAAACAUUAUUGAUUGAUAAAAAUUAUUUUAAAAUUAAUCUUGUUUGGCAAUACAUUGUGGGGAUAUGCCUGUACUUCACUGCAAAUCGUCAGAGCUCCACAAACACAAGGACUGUUCUUAAAAAUAAGAGUUUCCCAUGAUCAAACAGGCUACUUCAGUACUCUUGUUAUAUUUGCUAGUGCAGUUGUCCUGCUAAAGUUGCACAAUAUGUAAUAAAUGAUGAAAUAAUUUAUAUUUAAAUGAUCCCCAAUGGGAAAAAAACCUUUAUAAACAGAAAUUCCAACGUCUCAACAAUCACUUAAGUUUUGUCACUAUUAUUAUAAUCUAAUUUUUUUUUCACAAUUCUGGUCAGUUUAGCCAGCCAGGUUAGCUUCCUCCAGAGGACAGUUUCACUGACUCAAAGCUUAAAUGUUAGCUGUAUCUCUAUUAUAGAUGAAGCCACUAAAAGGCCUACUAUAACCAUCAACUCUGUACUUUUUCCUUUAAAUAAUACUUGUGUACCAUUGCUUCUAUAUUUUGUUUCUGUGCGUACUUAUGCGAGUUCUGAUAAAGACACCUUGUACAUGACUUUCUUUACUCUGUACUAUAUUCAUCCAUGGCUGAAAAGUUUGACUUUCUUCUUCAGAACAAAAUAUUUUUUACUAGUUUUACAGUUAUUUAAUGGAUAUGAAAUAACUGAAUUCAACUGAACUCCACUGAAUUGCAUUAUAUUAUUAUAAAAUAACUUUUACUCAACUGGAUUCUACAUAAUCAGAUGGUCGAUUGUAUAAUGUAUCAUCAAUGAAUAUAAUGAAUUGGUGCCAUAUGUGUCAUUGAAUUCAUGCAGAUUUGUAUGUAUACAAGAAAACAUAUACAUUCAUUCUUUAUCCAUGUUGUAACAUGUAAAUAAAUAGUUUAGAAA